UAAAGAUUAUCAUACUCUGAAAGUGUUCUGAAUUAUGUAUUUGGUCAUAUUUUCAAAAAUAAACAUUGAUUUGAAAUUAUAAAUAUUUUUAGUUUUUAAAAAAAAUCCCGGACUCAAAGGGUUAAUCAAUAUAGUAAAAACAUCGUUGUUUCUGAAUAACUCUUAAGUAAGAACUUAUACCAAGAGAAGAAAAAGUGUGACAUUAGUACUUUGAUGAUAUUUUAAAGUAAUUCUCUAGAAUUUCUAAGGCGAUAUUAUUUUAAGUUCAUUUUUUAUAAGUCUAUCUAGCAAUGAAACACAAAAUUUUUGCUUUCCCACCUUAUGCUUUUAUUUCAUUCGUACUUUGAACUACUGAAUUCACAGUUUUCCUCUUCGGCUACACACACUCGACCUGAUUUAUUCGGUUAUACAUAUGUCACACACAUUCAUACCCCGCUCGAAAAUGAGUGUAUAUGAACAAAACCAUUCUUUAGCGAUGUGACUGCCUAAAAUGACAACACUUGUCUCUCGAGAUAAUAAGUUUUCCUAGAGCUAAUUUAUGCAUGUUACAUGUAUGUUAAGUUACUCUGAAAAUUGAUCUUCACUUUAUGUAUUUUAAUAUAUUCUGUAGACAAUUCCGAAUGUUACCAACUCUCUUUCAAAUGUACAAACGAAAUAAUGCUCUUAUAACCGAAUGGAAAGUUGGAAAUUAAUUUCAAAUGGUACAAAUUCUUUCUCGAGAUCUCUAAAUGAUGAUAUGACAAAAAUUUAAGUUUCAAAAUUUGGCAGAAUCCUUCGAAAAGCCAAAUUUUCAAAGAAAGUUUUUUUUUUAUUCUGAAGUUUUUGCAUUUUUUUUCUUGCAGUUAGAGGAGGUAUGCACUAAUUUCUGUUUUAUUAAUUGAAAUUAAUAGUUAGUUAAAAGAAAUUAUUCAGAAAAAAAAUAGCCCUCAUAAAGAAUCAAAGUUGAAUAAAAUUGGAAUAAUUUCUGCUUUUUCUCCUAGAGAUAAAAUGUAAUUUGAAUUGAAAAUAGGGUAAAGAACAAUUAACAGAUGCUAUGUUAUUUAAGCAUGUGUACAUCGGUGCAAUACACUACUCAAUAUGAGUAAUCUCCAUAUGCUUUAUGUGUUCGUAAAGUAUAAAGUAUACCUACUUUUAGUCUUGAUUACUCACACCCACAUGUAAGUAUGUGUUAUAGAUAAGCAUCUAUUAACCUUCAAUGUAAAAUAUUUGAUUACUUACACUCCCUCUUUCUGCCUGUGGCUAUUCAAUUUGCAGGUAACAAAAUAAAAUAUGUAUAUUACUAUUGUGAAUCUCAAAUCAUGGCAUUCUGCUUAAACAAACGUUUAAGUAUGAUUUGAAUCAAUCGAAGAAUGAUCAAUUGGACAAGAACGAAAAAUUUUAUUUUCUAUAUUUCUGUUAUUGAUUGAUAAGUAUCGAAUCUAAAUAUUAAGUUUGUAUCACAACUUCAAUGAUGAACGUCUACAGUGAAUAGAUUUAUUACUCUGUUACGAGAUCUAUUUAAAAGAAGAUAAUCAUUUAAUUUUUCCACUUUUAGAUAUGGUUUAUUUGUGUAUCAGUCCAUUUUGGGUGUGUAUGUUUGUAUGAUUUAUUUCGUUAUUUUUUUUUAUACAAUAUAUUGUCUAGGAUAAAAAUGUGACUAAUUCACCAUAUCCAUAUUUAACUGAAUGUUUUCGAAAUACAAUUUUACAAUGGGUACCUAUGGGUAUAUUUUGGUUAAUUUUACCAUUGUGGCUUUAUAUGUUAAACAAACGACGAAUAAAAUUACAAGCACUUAUAUUUGUUUGUCUAUUUAUUUUGAUACAAAUUAUUCGUAUUGUUCAUUAUGUCGUUGUAUUGAAAGAAGAAAAAGGUCUAGCGUAUUUAUUGACUUCAAUUUUGUAUAUAAUAACAACAAGUUUUAUUCUUUGGCUAAUGAAUUAUGAUCGAUUGAGAAGUGUUUUUUCUUCCGGCUUACUAUUUAUCUUUUGGUUAUUAGUUUCUUUGGCAAUUGUACCUGAUAUAAUUGAUUAUUCUGUUAAAUUUCAUCAACAAAUCAAAUCAAUGUCUUUGUGGAUAGAAUUUAUCGUUGUUUGGCUUCAAUUCUUCUUUGCAUUUAAUUUAUUUAUUACAAAUUGUUUUGCUGAAAAAUAUAUUAUUCCUAAAACAAUAUUUGAUGAACGACCUAUUGUUCCUGAAUUUCAUGAAAGUUUUCCAUCUCGUAUUUUUUAUUCAUGGGCGACACCAUUGAUUCUUCGAGGAUAUAAAACUCCACUUACAGAAAAAGAUUGUUGGAAUUUGCCAAUAUCUGAACGAACUGUAGCUGUUGUUCAUCAAGUACGAAAUUAUAUGAAAGGUUGGACAUCAUGUAAUUCAUACGAAAAAAUAUCUUUGAAUAAUAUUAAACUUUCGGAAUCAAAUCAAUUAGAAGAUGAACAUCAAAAUUUGGUUAAUGUCCCAAUUGUUGAUAUGAAAAAUUCGUCAUCGAAAUAUAAGAAAACAUCUAGUUUCUGGUAUGCUUUAUUUUGCACGUACAAAGAUAAACUUUUUAUUGGUGGUUUCAUCAAAAUUGUUCAUGAUCUUUUACAAUUUAGUGGUCCUAUGAUUUUAAAACUGCUUCUUAACUUCUUUACGGAUCCUACCAAACCAAAAUGGUUAGGUAUUUUUUAUGCAAUUCUUCUGAGUAUAACCGUUUUUUGUCAAAUUAUACUAUUACGAGCUUAUUUUCAUUGUCAAUUUCUUAUUGGACUUCGAUUUCGUUCAGCAAUUACUGGACUUGUAUAUCGUAAGAGUUUGAAAUUAUCAAAUUCAUCUAAACAAGAAACAACAACUGGUGAAAUUGUUAAUCUAAUGGCUAUUGAUGCUUCAAGAUUUGGUGAAGUAACGCAUCAUAUUCAUGUAUUAUGGUCAGGUAGAACAUUAUUUAUUUUUGUUCGAGAUAUGAAUUUUUCUAUUAUGUUUAUCAUUUUGAUAGGCCCUCUUCAACUUGUAAUUGCAUUAAUUUUACUUUAUCGACAAAUGAAAUUUUCAAUAAUUCCUGGUGUUACAUUAUUAUUUAUUAUGAUUCCAUUAAAUUUAUAUUUACAAAGAAUUCAAAAAAAACUUACAUUUAAACAAAUGACAAUUAAAGAUCAACGAAUUAAAAUGACAAAUGAAAUAUUAAAUGGAAUUCGUGUAUUAAAAUUAUAUGCAUGGGAAAUAGCAUUUAUACGUUCUAUUACUCAUAUUCGAGAAAAAGAACUUGAAUAUAUACGAAAAAAAGCAAUUGUUAAUGCUAUAUCCAAUAUACUUUGGACAUUUACACCAAUUCUAGUUGGUAUAACAACAUUUGCAACUUAUGUUCUUUCAUCAGAUACGAAUAUUUUAACAGCUGACAAAGCAUUUGUAUCAUUGACAUUGUUUAAUCUACUUCGUAGUCCACUUGUUGCUUUUCCUACUGUUUUUAACAAUGUUGUUGAAGCACGUGUAUCAAAUAAACGCAUUGAGAAGUUUUUGAGUAAUGAAGAAAUUGAUGAAAAUGCUGUUGAUAGAAUGUCUGUCGAGUCUAAAAUUGAACAAGGUUCACUUAUUGCAUUUGUUGGUAUGGUUGGUUCAGGUAAAAGUAGCAUUUUAGCAGCAUUACUUGGUGAAAUGAAUAAAAUUCAUGGACGUGUGAUUAUCAAUGGUACUAUUGCUUAUGUACCACAAAUAGCAUGGAUUAUGAAUACAACAUUGAAGGAAAAUAUUCUUUUUGGAAGAGAUUUUGAUAAGAAUUUAUAUAAUCGUGUAAUUGAAGCAUGUGCUCUAAAACAAGAUCUUGAUAUGCUUCCAGCAAAUGAUGAAACUGAAAUUGGUGAAAAAGGAAUUAAUUUAUCUGGUGGACAACGACAACGUGUUUCAUUAGCUCGAGCAUUAUAUAGUAAUGCUGAUAUAUUUCUUCUUGAUGAUCCACUUUCAGCUGUCGAUGCACAUGUUGGUGCUUAUAUUUUCAAACAUGUCAUUGGACCUAAAGGAUUAUUAAAAGAUAAAACUCGUCUUUUGGUUACACAUGGUCUAUCACAUUUAAAUAAAUGUAAUGAUAUUAUUGUUGUUUCUCAAGGUGAAAUAAUUGAUCAUGGAACAUAUAAUGAUUUAAUGAUUAGAAGCAUAAUUUUACAAGAUUUUGUUCAUUCUAUUGCUCUCUCUCGUACACAACACUAUCAACAUCAAACAAGUGACAUUGAAAGUCCAAAAAGUAUUCCAACAACUCCAUCAGAAUUGCUUCAUAAAUCAUUUGAAUUUACUGAAAAUGAUAUUCAACAUGAUGAACUACAUCCAACUAUAAUCGAAAUAGAAGAAGAAAAGAAAAAGACCAUUCAAAAAGAGACUAUACAGACAGGUUCAGUAAAAUUAAAUGUAUUUUUAAUUUAUAUUCGUUCAUGUAAAUUAUUAAUGAUUGUAUUAAUAAGUAUAUUUUUUUGUUUAACAAUAUUUGCUACUCUAAGCGCUAAUAUUUGGUUAUCUAAGUGGACAGAUGAAGUAAAAGUGACAACGAUAGCAAAUAAUAUAUCAUCAAGAAAUAAUCAAAUUUAUUAUAUGAAUAUUUAUUCAACAUUAGGAAUCAUUCAAGGCUUUCUUGCAUUUGCCAUGCAAUUGAUUCAUAAACUAGCUUCAUAUAUUGCUGGUCGAAAAUUACAUUGGAUUAUUCUAAUUGGAAUUCUUCAUGCACCAAUGUCUUUCUUUGAUACAACACCAAUUGGUCGUAUUAUUAAUCGUUUUUCUAAAGAUAUUGAUUCAAUUGAUUCAGCAUUACCAAAUGCUUUUUCUCAAUCAUUAACAUCACUAAUUAUAGUUGUUGCUACAUUAAUAAUACUUGUCUAUGGUUCAUGGGUUGCUUUAAUUGAACUCAUACCACUUGCUAUUCUUUUUAUAUAUAUUCAGCGUGUUUAUAUAUCUUCAUCUCGACAACUUCGUCGUCUUGAUUCAGUUACACGUAGUUUAAUUUUUGCAAAUUUUAGCGAAACAAUUCAAGGUCUUAGUUCAAUUCGUGCUUAUCAUGUUCAACAACGUUUUAUUGAUUUAUCUGAUAAAUUCAUGGAUAGAAAUCAAUCAUGUCAUUUAGCUAGUUCUGUUUCUAAUAGAUGGCUUGGUGUUCGUUUAGAAAUUAUUGCUAAUUUACUUACAUUAUUUACAGCCAUAACUGCUGUUUUUAUGCGUGAUCAUUUAACAGCUGGUACUGUUGGUUUAAUGAUAACCUAUGCUUUACAAAUUACACAUUCUCUCAAUAUACUUGUUCGUAUGUCAAGUGAUAUUGAAACAAAUAUUAUUAGUGUUGAACGUAUUAAUGAAUAUGCUCAAUUGACACCUGAAGCUCCAUGGGAAAUUCCACGAACGAAACCAUCACCUCAUUGGCCAACGAAUGGAAAUAUUCAAAUUCGGGAUUUAUCAAUACGAUAUCGAGAAAAUUUACAAUUGGUAGUCAAAGAUUUCUCUAUUAAUAUUCAAUCAGGAGAAAAGAUUGGAAUUAUCGGUCGUACGGGUAGUGGAAAGAGUAGUUUAUGUUUAUCUCUUUUGCGUAUUAUUGAACCAACAAAUGGUACAAUUAUUAUUGAUAAUGUUGAUAUUCGUCUUAUUGGUUUACAUGAUUUACGAUCAAAGAUCACUAUUAUUCCACAAGAUGCCAUCAUAUUUGCUGGUACUGUUCGAUUUAAUAUUGAUCCAUUUAGUAGUUAUAGUGAUGUAGAAAUAUGGACUGUAUUAGAAUUAGUACAUUUAAAAGAACGUUUUCAUAUGAUGGAAAAUGGUUUGUUACAUCUUUUAGCAGAAGGAGGUCAAAAUAUGAGUGCUGGUGAGAGACAAUUACUAUGUUUGGCACGUGCUCUCUUAAGAAAAAGUCAAAUAUUUAUAUUUGAUGAAGCAACUGCUGCUAUUGAUAUGGAAACAGAUCGACUCAUUCAACAAACUAUUCGUUCAAGAUUUAAAAAUGCAACUGUAUUGACUAUUGCUCAUCGUUUACAUACAAUUUUAGAUAGUACUAAAAUUCUUGUCUUAUCAAAUGGUUAUUUACAAGAAUAUGAUGAACCAAUACAUUUAGCUGCUAAUCCAAAUUCGACAUUUGUUAAACUCUUACGUGAUGCAAAUAUUCAUCCAUCGGAUAUUAGAUCAAUUGCUUCUUGUUUUAAUGGUAUUGAAUGUUUAUGUUUGGAUGAUGUUCAACGACGUUUUCCAUCUACAACCGUACUAUGUAUUGAUAAUGUUCAAUUAGGUUUUCUUCGUGAUAAUAAUGGUGAUCAACUUAUUCCAUUACGUAUUGAAGCAAUUAAAGAUCAGAUUGUUGAAGCUGUAGAACCUAUAGGAAAAUCGAAUGAUGAAAUGCAUAUAUUCUUUGAUCGUAUUGAUACAAAAAUGCAAGAGAUGACCAAAAAAACUGAUAUAAUUCUUGCCAAUACGCAAGAAACUCUUGUUCGAAUAAAACAUGUAAUGACGCAAAUGUAUGAAUUACAUGAAUAUACAACUCCUCGGUAUUUUUUUAUUUUACCAGCAAAACAUCACAAUUGGGCUUCGAUUAAUACUGUACAAAAUUUAUUUCUUCUUCAUUAUAAACUAUAUUUCUUAUGUGAAUGCUCGGAUGAACCUGAUAAAUUGCAUAUUGCUCCUCAUGAUGGUUAUUCAAUUAAGAAACCAAGUGAAUUUAUUGCUAAUUAUGGAUCUUAUUUACGAACAACAUUAACUAUUGCUCGAAAUUUAUUUUCUAUAGGUGGUUUUGUUAUUCCUCAAUCAGAGAAUGUAUCAACUGUUGUAGCCAAUGCUUUACCAACAUUUAUUAAAGAGCCAAAUAACUAUAAUGAGGUCAACAAUAAAUUAGAUUUAGUCGAAAAAAUGCUUAAUCAAACUAAUGAUGAACUUUCACGUGUAGAUUCAUCUAUGAUUCGAAAAGCGAUACUACCAGAAGCUUCACUUCAAGGUGCACAACUUCGAGAACUUGAAGCUUUUUUAGAACUUGUUGAUAAUAAACAUAGUUUAGGAAAUCUAUAUCGAACAAUUACUAAUGAUGGUCAUGUUCGUUGGGUAUGUUUAGAACAUUAUCAUGCAAUGAGUUUUCAUAAUAAAAUGUCGGAAUAUAUUCGUCAAUUGGAAGCUUUCGGAGGAAAAUACAAUCAAGAAACGAAAGAAGUAAUUCUAACAGGAACUUUAACAACGAAAAAUAUUACAAUGUUUUGUGAUGCUUUAACAAAAGGUUUUACAAUAUUAACUCUUGUUCUUCAAAAUUGUUCAUUUAACACAAAAGAUCUUGACAAAUUAUUUGAUGUUAUCAUCAAUCGUUCUUCUAUUCAACGGCUAAUAAUUAUGACUGUUGAAGUUCGUAAAUGGAUGAAAAUGUCUACGUAUGUUUGUAAUAAUAUGAUUGUUUAUUUCAAAAAUCAAUCAUUAAAAAUACAAUUUUGUAAUUAUCAUCAAAGUGAAGAUACAAAAAUGCUCGUUCAACUAUUACAACAAAAUAAAAUAUGUCGAACAUUGAAUUUCUUUGGUUAUGAUCUUUCAAUACAUGAUCAAGAUCUAUUACGUUGCCUUAAAGCGAAUAAAGAAUUAACAACAUUAGUUAUAAAUUAUUUUAUGAAUAUUGAAUUCUUAAAUGAAAUUAUUACUUCAAAUUGUUCACCAUAUCGAAUAAAAUUAAGUUAUUGUUUCAAUACAUCAUCAACUUUAUAUGGUCUUUGUCAAACAAUAGGACAAAAUGAAACUCUUGUCGAUCUUGAUAUUAUGGAUCAGACUUGUAUUGAUGAUAAAUCUGCUACUAUUGAACUUCUAGAUGUAUUACGAAAACAUAAAUCAAUAAAAAAUGUUCGUCUUCAUGUUUUCGAUAUUCAACCAUCAAACAAAAAUGAAACUUGUCUUAUUACUUCAUUAUUAAAUGAUUCAUUUAUUUCUCAUCUACGCAUAUCAGAAUCUAUUAUUUCGCAUCAAUUCAUAGAAGCACUUGUUCAUGCUUCUAAAGAACGUCGUUCAUUAACUUAUGUUGAAUUUUACAAUUGUCAAUUGAACGAAGAUGAUAUUUCAGCAUUACAAUUGUUGUAUACUAAUGAGACUUUAACACAUUUAUCAAUAUCCAAACAACAAUAUGUUUCUGUUGCAAUAACAGAUAUGCGACAACAACUUAUCAACGAAUUUUCACAAUAUCAAAAUACCAAACUUGAACAAAAAAUUGCACAAUCUUACAUUCAUUCCUCGAUAUGUUUAGAUAAUAUGAAUUUAGUUGAUCAAGAUAUGGAGAUCAUAAUCAAACAAGCUAUUAUAAUAAAACAAUGUAAUUUUAUUUCUUUACAAUUCAAUAAAUUCACAUCAAUUGGUAUAUCAAUUUUAACUGAUGCGUUAAAUAAUAAUAAUAAUAAUGCAUUAGAAACAUUGUAUCUUGGGAAUAAUUAUAUUUCUGAUGAUGGUGUUUAUUUUCUUGCUAAUAUACUUUCAGAUAAUAAUUAUACUCUCAAAACACUUGUUCUUCAAAAAAAUAGAAUAACUGAUAGAGGUGCAAGAUAUCUCGCUCAAAUGCUUAAAGUUAAUAAAACAUUAAUUUGGUUAUAUCUUGGACAAAAUGAUAUCAGUGAUGAAGGAAUUCGAAUAUUAGCACAAACAAUUGAAAAUCAAAAUCAUACACUUGAAAUGUUAGUUCUUUCCUGUAAUAAAUUAUUGACUGAUUUAAGUAUUGAUUAUCUUAUUAAAAUGAUUCAACAUAAUCAAUCAUUAAAAAAACUAUGGAUUGAUGAUUGUAAUUGGUCGGAAUUAGGUAAAGAAAGACUUAAUAAGAUACAACAAACAAAAAAAGAUUUUUAUAUUAGAAUAUAA
Molecule: messenger RNA, 8775 nt
Organism: Rotaria sp. Silwood2
Lineage: Eukaryota; Metazoa; Rotifera; Eurotatoria; Philodinida; Philodinidae
Source: the annotation of a GenBank genome assembly